UUUAAUUCGUCUUUUAUUUAAAGCUUAGAUGUUUUUCCUUCAGAUAGUAAUUUCUAUUGAAUGUUCUCUCUUUGUGUAGUUGUGAAUAUAAAGAAAAAUAAACAACGAAUUGAAAGGAGAUGUAACCGAAAUGCAGAUCCCAUCUGCAUAUUGGCGCGAUUAUGACGUAACUUGUUUCAAAAUACAAUUGGAUUUAAUCACCUACAACAUAAAAACAAUGUUACACUAAUAAAAAAUGGAUUCAAGAAAGUCUCAGCAAGUCAACAGGCAAGAAGUUGAUUUUCAGAAAAAAACAGAGGAUGCAUUUCCCUCAAGGUUUCAUAAAAAUAAAGCUUGUUGUGGACUGUUGGCUGUUGAUGAAAGUCGCUGUAAGGACCAAUGUGAAAACCACGUAGAGUCAUCAUUUGACACUCAAAUUGCAGAAAAUUCUUCAAAAAAUGUUUCAAAAGAACUUAAAUCCCAAGAUCACAUUUCCCCGAAAGAUAAACAAAUAUCAGAUGAAUUAAGGAAGACAGAUGAAAAUAUUAAUAAAUUUCAGAAUAUUAAAAAAUCCCAGUCUGUAGAAAAUUUAAAAAAAAAUUCUGAAAUAAAUUUAACGAAUAAAUGUUUAUAUACAAAUUUAAAUGCAAGUCCUAAGGAAAAAAAUGCCUUGGAUGAACGAGCAAUGUUUAUUAAAUUUCAUUCUCUGGAAUUGUGCGCUGAUAAAUUAUGUAGUUUACACAUACAUGAAAAAUGUUCUACUGAUAUCCAUAAAUGCGUAGUCGAUUCCGAAUCGAAUAAGCCAAACAAAGUGGAAAAGUGCUUAGAUUAUGAAAGCGUUAAAAGGUAUCCUUGUAAAGUUUCCAAUGAACCACUUGAACAUAAUACGGCAUCAAAACCUCAAAUCUUAUACGAGACUCGUCCUAUCUACCCGAAUGUACCGUAUAGCCCUUAUAGUACUCCUUUCAGUAGUCCUCGAUCUAGUCGACGGAAACCAGCUUUUCGGGAGUCUAGAAGGAUAUCGAUAGAUAAAUCUGGAAGUUUUCUUCAGUUAAACCAAUAUAGAUUAAUGGAACAAAUUGGACAGGGUUCCUACGGGCUCGUUAAAUUGGCUUAUUCCGAAGAAGACUCCACUCAUUAUGCAAUGAAAAUUCUUUCAAAAAAGCGCCUCCUACGACAAGCUGGUCUUAUGCGGCGAGGACCUCGAAAAGCAACAUCACCUCUAGAUCGAGUUUACAGAGAAAUAGCAGUUUUAAAAAAACUCGAUCAUCCAAACGUCGUCAAGUUGGUAGAAGUACUGGAUGACCCACUUGAAGAUUCAUUGUAUAUGGUUUUUGAAUUGGUAAAACAAGGUGAAGUUCUGAGGAUUCCAACAGAUAAUCCCUUGUCUGAAAAAAGAGCUUGGAGUAUAUUUCGGGAAUCUUUACUUGGAUUGGAAUAUUUGCACCAUCAAAAAAUUAUCCAUGCCGACAUUAAGCCUGGAAAUAUAUUAUUAACCGAAUUUGGACAAGUAAAAAUAGCUGAUCUUGGCGUAUGCAAUGAAUUCCUUGGGGAUGAUGCAACAAUAAGUAAUGGAUCAACGGCUGGAACUCCAGCUUUCCGGGCUCCUGAAACGCUAAUCCCUGGACAGAACGAAUAUUGUGGAAGGGCGGCAGAUGUGUGGGCCUUAGGCGCUACUCUAUAUUCCUUAAUAUUCGGAAAUGUGCCGUUCCUAGCUGAUUCAGUGCCCUUACUGUACGAAAAAAUUAAACACGAUUCUGUCAAAUUUCCAGAAAACCACAAAGUAACUGAAAAUUUAAAAAGUUGCAUAGUUCAAAUGUUGGAAAAGGAUGCGAAGCACAGAAUCACUAUUCCCCAGUUAAAGACCAGUAAAUGGGUAACUUCCGAUGGGGAGUAUCCCUUGCCGACCGAAGAAGAAAAUUGUUGCUUGGUGCAAGUAGACGACGAAGACAUAGACUCCGUCGUGCGCAGCAUUCCUAAAUUAGACACACUUAUUUUAAUAAAAACAAUGUUAAAAAAGCAUUCAUUUGGCAACCCGUUUGUAAAAGGAAGUUCUGGAACAUCAUCAUCACUCGCGGGCUGCUCGAGGAUUGAAAGGUUCAUACGCGCAGGUCGAUCUAAUUCAGCACCUGGUUCAUAUCAUAUGCCAACAGCCAGACAGCCUUCGUCGGAUACUCUCCUGCCAUCACUAAUGGAACAUUGCUCUACUCAAUGUAAUGAAGAAACUCAUAGUUUUGAUUAUUAGAAACAGCUUGUCCAACUAUAAUUUAUAUCUAUAAGUUUACAUAGAACAAAAAAACAAAUUUUAUACUUUUGAAUUGGACAGUUUCUAAAAGCCAAAUACUUGAAAUAGUUUAAAAUAUUUCAUUUUUAGUGAUUAAAUUUACGUAUUGUGAUAAAAAUAAA
Drosophila sechellia is the source of this 2385-nucleotide messenger RNA. RefSeq names its product calcium/calmodulin-dependent protein kinase kinase 1. Gene Ontology annotation, biological process: protein phosphorylation; CAMKK-AMPK signaling cascade. Gene Ontology annotation, cellular component: cytoplasm. Gene Ontology annotation, molecular function: ATP binding; calcium/calmodulin-dependent protein kinase activity; calmodulin binding. Lineage: Eukaryota; Metazoa; Arthropoda; Insecta; Diptera; Drosophilidae. The record is from RefSeq and is a predicted model, not a curated record. Bases 236 to 2224 code for a protein of 662 amino acids. The transcript has 7 exons.